GUAGGUAACUCUCCUGCUGUUGCACUUUUACGGGAGAUCUUCAUGAGCUGCAGAAAUAAAGGGUGAUUCAGCUACAGACACAGGAGAAAAUACACAUUGUUCUAGAGCAAGCUGUGUGCAGUGGCAUCCACAGAGACUUUGGAAGAUGAACUCUUCCUUGGCUGAUACGAUCCUUUAUUAUUCAUUCCUGUUUAUACCAAGCUUCAAUAAUUUUUUGUUAAUGCCUAUUAUGGUGGGACCCAGAGCUCUCCCUGGUGUCCUGAAGUACUACUGCAAUAGAAUUAAUAGUAAUGGAUAUUCCUCUUUAAAGGACCAGAGAAAUAAGGUUCAGUUGUUAAUAUGAUAGCUUGAUAGUUCACUGAAAAAGAACAGUUCUUCAAUUUUGGGUCAGCUUUGCUUAUUUUUACAACUUACUUGCUUUCAUUGUCACAGCUAUGUUCUGUUGCCAUAGAUUUUGUGUGCUGGAGGCUCUGCCUCUGGGCACAGACUUUACUGAGUAUUCAGGAUCUGGUUAUUCCUCACUGUUUUGAACAAUUCAGUUUGCUCUAGGUGAAGCUGUCAGGGGUGAAGCACUUUACUGCCCAGGAUAGCUGGGAACUGACAUUUCUUAGAUAUUCUUGUAGUGUGUGCCUUAAUAUGUUAAAUACCAUUGCGGUUUUUAUGGAGUCUGCCAGAAGUGUGGAGUGGUGAAUAAUCACACAGACUGCAACAGGCUUGACAUGGUCUGUGAACAUGAGAAAAAUGCACCACAUUCAGAAAACCAGAGUAUGGAAAUCUCUGGUGAGAGUGUGUGCCUUAAUUCAUAAAUGUGACAAAGAAGACUUACAGGUACUAAGUCAAACUUACUCUUUUUUAAAAAAAAAAAAAAAAAGAAAAAGAAAAAAAAAGCAUUUGUCCGUGAGAAAAGUAUAUUUUAAGUGUAGGUUUUUUGCUGUCAAAGGGUGGAGAUUUUAUUGUUUAUGAGACUUAGGAGUGCUGUAGCUGCCGAGAGCCAAUAGCAAGUAUGAACUGCUGGAAAAAAACACAACUGGCUGCUGAUUAGCUUUUAAGUAUUUUUAUAGUGGUUCACUUACAGUACUGUGGAAUUAAAAUAAUGCUUAGAAAACAAAUAAGGGUUCCUUAAAGCUCAGUGGAAGCAUAUUAACUCAUUAAUCCUGGUCAAUGGACAGUGAAGAACAUUAUCCCAAGCUGCAAAUGAGGAAAUAGGAAGUGACUCUUGGGCCACUGUUGAUGUGAGUCACUGUCACAGUCAAGAUCACAGCCCAGGGUUUUGGCUUGCGCUUCUAAAACUCACUCUGGAUUUUUUUAUUAAGCUGGAUUGGGUCUGAUCCUCUUAAGGAUGCUGUGAUUAGAGAGUCCCUGUGAUAGGUUAGUUGCACAUUAACUUCAAAGUCCGGACAUGUUCUUCAGUUGAUGGGUGUCAUGGAAAAAUGCUUGUAAAUGUUCUUUGUUCCUUGUCUUGCUUGUUAGAUUUAAUUGAUAUGUGAAAUUGAGGUUGGUAGGAACUGACAUUUCAGGAGUGCUUCCAAAGGGCAGCAAGAAAAUGUCACUUGUGUGGAUCCUCCCAGGCAGCAUGUGAGGAGCCAGCCUUGCUUUUUGCUUGUCCUUUAGGAGAGCUCUCUGCAGCCUGCAUGGUCAGAUAUGCAUUUCAUUUGGGCAGCACCUGUGUAGGGCUUCCACCAGCCAGCCUUGGCUUGGGAAAGGCUUGUGUACAAGCACUGCUGUCAGCUCCUGCUCUGUGGGCUGUGCCCCACACUCCUACAACCUUGUAACUUUUACAGUUUCUCUUCCCAAAACAAAGUGAGGUUUUUGCUGCCUAGAAAGGGGAUGUUUCUUGGAUGGGAUCACUGGGAGCAGAAUGUUCCUCAUAUGGGUCAAGAAGGAAAACAGCUUUCAACUGGUUUAUAGUUUUUAGUUAGAGUUUUUAUUACCAGCAGAAAUUUGUCAGGCCCACAGAGACAUGGGCACUUGAGAGCUGCAUUGAUGAAGGAUGUCUGAGUAAGACACCUCUCUAUGACAGAGCCCUCAGAGGAAAUGCAUUGGUGAUCCUGAGAGAGAGGUGGAUGGGGUGGUUUUGCACUCUCUGACCCAUUAACCAGUUGUGUUUGCCUGACAGGUUAAAUUAUGUGCUCCCAUGAGCUAUGUUAAAUGUGCAGCGGUUCCUGCCUAGCACAUAUUAUACAUGUUUUUAUACAUGAGAUUUGACUUACCAAAAUAACAGUAUUAAAGAGUGCCAUGAUUUUUGGUGUUUGUUUCAUUCUGUUUACAAGUAUUAUUUAGGAAAAGUGCAGGUUUUUCUGGACAUGUUUUCACUUUAUUUUCCAUUGCUUAUAACAAAUUAUCAGAUUUUUAAAAGGUGCAAAAGUGAAAUAUGUUCUAAAUUGUUGUUUGUCACCAAAUUUCAUGACUUUUAGUUAAAAUAAAUUACAAAUUCCAUAUAGAAGACAGGAAGAAAAGUGAAAUGUAUAUGCAGAAAAAAUAGUAAUAGAGUUCAGGUUGAUGUUUUUCUAAAUAUUAUGGGGUUUUAUUUCUGUGUUUGAGAACACCUCAUGUAACAAGAUGAGUUGACUUGAUAAGAAAUUUCCAGAAGUGAGCCUGGGAAUUGAUUUAAAAUAAAGAGGAUAUAGUUGUACAAAGAAGGGCUGGAGUUUUGCAAGCAAAUGCUGCUGUUCUGUACCACCUUUUCCUCUGUUGACCUCUGUGCAAUGGAGAAGUUGCGUGAAUAAAUGUGUAAUGUGGACAUAAUAGCCUUCUCUGCAACAGCCUUCUCUGUGUUUUGAAAGGGAAGCAAAAAUUAAUACAAUGGUCAUUUUUAUUUAGUUGUGGCAACUGAAUGUUAACUAUCAUGAGGAAAAUCAUGAUGACUUUUGUUGUGGGACCUUGUCUGUUGUUUCUUUAAAAAGGGUGCUGGGGCACUUUGGGGAGUCUCCAGAGUCGCCAAACAGAAAACACAACUGCCUCCUGGAGCCUCUGUGUUGCUUACCAUGAGAGGCUUUCCUGGAUCACAUCCUGUAAAAGGUUUUUGGACUUCUAGAUGGAGGUUCACAGGAUUUUCCUUUGGAGCUCCUCCAAAAUCAAAAGCUCUUUCCAUUGAGUUUAUGAAAACCUCAGUUUGCUCACAUCCAGAAAGUGACUUUUAAUCAGUGUUUUCAUUCCGUCAUUGGGGAUCUGUUCACACUCAGAGGUCUGGCAUUUGGAAAUUGUGAUUUAACCCAGCCAGCAACUCAGGCAGCGGCUUGCUCACUCCACCACAAGCAGGAUGGAGGAGAGAAUCACCAGAGUAAUAGUGACAAAACUUGUGGGUUGAGAUGAAGACAGUUCAGUAGGUAAAGCAAAAGCCGUGUUGCUGUUUUGCUCAGCAAAGCAAAACAAGGAACUCAACCACCCCUUCCCAUAGGCAGGUAGUUGUUUAGCCAUCUCCAGGAGAGCAGGGCUAUAUCACACAUAACAGUGACUUAAGAAGGCAAAUGCAAUCACUCCAAAGGUCCCCCCUUCUUUCUUCUUCUCCCUGAUUUCCAUACUCAGCAUGGUGCCAUAUAGUCUGGACUAUCGCUUGGGAUCAGUUAGGAUCAGCUGUGCCAGCUGUGUCUCCUCCCAGCUCGUUGUGUACCCCCAGCCCCCUCACUGAUGAGGAGGUACAAGAAGCUGAAAAUGCCUUGGCUCUGUGCAAUCCCUGCUCAGCAAUAACCAAACCAUCUCUAUCCUAUCAACACCUUUGAGCACAAACCCAGAACCUAAUAACCAUCAGGAAGAAAACUAACUCUACCAAAUGCAGGGUGUUGCUGAACAGAGAGAAUUGCUUAACAAGGUUGGUGACUCAUUACGCCUCACUCGAAAACAGCACAGAGAGGAUGCAUCGUGGCCACUAAUCUCAGGAAUUGCUCCUUGGUGCAGCCUGGAAGGAAGCAGAGGGUGGAGUUCAGCCUUUUAGUCAUCCUGAACUGAGGCUUGCCUACUGCUUUCAAGUUUGCCAUCUUCUUUCCACCCAGAGUGUGAUGGAAGUGGGAGUAUAUCUCUCUAAAACUCAUAACAAAAAAAAACACAACUAAGAAUAAGCAACUUUUUUUUUUUAUUAGAAAUUUCUUUAUGUCCUGUUUUCACUGUCUUUACACCAAUGGUUGAAAGCUGUAUUUGGUCUGUGAUUUUACAGGAGAGGGAAAACCGCAGGCUCCAAGAAGCAAGCAUGAGGCUGGAGCAGGAGAAUGAUGACCUUGCCCACGAGCUUGUAACAAGCAAAAUUGCCUUACGGAAUGAUCUGGACCAGGCUGAAGACAAAGCAGAUGUUUUGAACAAGGAGCUCCUCCUGACCAAACAGAAGCUAGUGGAGACUGAGGAAGAGAAAAGGAAGCAGGAAGAGGAAGCUGCUCAGCUGAAGGAAGUCUUCAGGAAGCAGUUGGAGAAAGCAGAAUCUGAGAUCAAGAAAACCACUGCCAUCAUUGCAGAGUAUAAACAGAUUUGUUCCCAGCUGAGUACCAGGCUGGAAAAACAACAGGCGGCCAAUAAAGAUGAACUGGAAGUUGUGAAGGGUAAAGUAAUGGCCUGCAAACACUGCAGUGAGAUUUUCAGCAAGGAGGGGGCACUGAAGGUGCCUACUGUAAGCACGGACAACAAAGGCAUUGAAACAGAUGAUGAGAAGGAUGCACUGAAGAAGCAGCUGAGAGAGAUGGAGCUGGAGCUUGCACAGACCAAAUUGCAGCUUGUGGAAGCCAAGUGCAAAAUUCAGGAGCUGGAGCACCAGAGAGGAGCCCUUAUGAAUGAAAUCCAAGCUGCCAAAAACUCUUGGUUUAGCAAAACCCUGAACUCUAUCAAAACGGCCACAGGCACACAGGCACCCCAGCCGCCCCUGCCUCCCAGAGAGGGCAGCACAUAGUUCCAACUGCAGCUGGCACAAGAGCAAAAAGGACAACGCAGCUGAAACAGGAUUCUUCCAGUGGUCUCUCCUCCUGGGAAAAGGACAAUGAGGCAGGAGUGCAGGCUUGAAGUGAAAUUCUUCAGUGUUUUUCAUUCAUUUUCUGAUGUGACCCUUUUCAAAGGGGGAAAAAAAAAGUCCCGGUUUAUGUUGAAUUCCUGCUUCCCAUACUGCCUUGCUGAAAGCCACAUUCUGAUAUCUUCAUACUUUUACACUUUAUUUUAUAUGACUAGAUGUUAAAUAAAUAUUUCAAAACUAGGUCUUUAGUACACAUCUAAUUUGAAAUUAUAUUUGUCUUGCACAGAAGGUUUUUCUUCUUCUGGAGGAAGAGAAUGGAAAAUGUACAGUACUGCAGCAUAAUCUAGGUGUAUGAUAAAUACACCUAGAAAGCACAGUGUAAGACAUUGAGGAUGACUUAGGCCCUGGGACCAUCUCCGAAGUUUAUCACAGCAACUUUAUCCUGCAGAGAAGCACCUUUUGCAAAGCUUAGGCCAUAGCAAAGAUAGGCUUGUGCUCUCCUGGCACAAUUGCUAUGAGCUUCCCUUACAACUUCUUAGUUUGGAUUGUUUUUUCUUCAGAAAUGCAAGUAGUGAAGGUUUUGUAACACUAUUGUUUAAAGGCUAUUGACAUCUCAACUGUAAUUUAACAUAAAGUUCCCUAGUUCCCUUUUUUAAAUUCAUGUUUAUAUUAAGAAUUCCAAGGAGUAAUUCCUUCCACUGGGAUAAAGGGAGAACUGUUUUGAUAUUUACUUUAUGUUUUUGUUGAGAAGCAGAGUGGAGACCUUGCAUGGUUUGACCUUUUGUAAAUCCUGUGCAAUAAAGGGUGGGUUUUAUGAAUAAAAGUAAUGAAAACCUUGCCCUGGAUCUAUAUUCAGAUUCAAAAUUCAGAAAUGAGGUAUCAGUUAAAACACUCAAGAGGCUUGUGCUGCACUGAUGAAUAAAAUACCAUAGAAAUAAGAUCUGUUUGCUAGAAGUGUUUGGUUAGGAAACACUUUGUUGAUAUUACUUAUUUUUAUAAAAACAAGCAUUUUCAAGUGGAAUACAAGCCCUAGACUUUCCUGUGGGUGUAGACUUCUCUGGUGAUUCCCAAACCAGUCUGGUUGUCUUAUAUCUCUUAAGGUAAGAAAGUUCAAAAACAUUUGUUUUGACUAAACAUAAAGUGUUCAUAGAAAUACUUAUUUCAUGGAAAAUUAAACUGUUGCUUGAAGUGAUGGAAUAUUUUUUUAAUUAUAUGUGUCAUGUCAGAAGAUGGUCUUGCAGGUAAAUGUCAUUGCUGGACUAAAUGUUGUGUAUUAAUUGUUUCAUUUACAAGAUUUUUGCAGGGACACUAAUUCUGUUUUGAUUUUGUUUUUUUUAAUUCUAAGGAAUGCCAUAUAUUGUUGGUUUUGUACAAUAAAAUUUAAUAAUACCCAUCUUGUGCUAUGUUGUCAAGCAUAAUUGUGAAUUAUUUUCAACAGGGUAGUACAAAUUUAAUGUUACCAGUGCCAAAGGAAAGAGUUUAAAAGGCAGUCAGCUGAUAGAAGUUGAGAUCAAAAUAUAAUCAGCAUCCAGACACAAUUCUCUCUUCUAAGAAUAAGGGGCUAAAAAACUUUAAUAUUUUAAAAUGUAUCUUCAAGAACAGUGAUUAUCUGGAAUUAUUAAUACAGUGAGGAACAAAAGGGGGGAAGACAGAAGGUAUUUCUUUUGCAAAUAUUAUCAAAGGUCUUUUUCCCUUGUCACUGUCUUGCUCAUAAUAUUUGCAUAAAUGUUUCCAUUCUCUUUACUGACUAAACCCAGUGUUAGUCAUUCACUUACAAGUUCUGUUUCACAUUCAGAAUGGGAAUCUGAAUUAGUAAUAAAUCUGAAGUGACAUUUAAGGAUACCUGGUGAAAAUCUGAUUGUUGCAUUUGAGAGUACAGUGCCCAUGAGGAGAAACUGGUUAUUUGACAAGUGUCUGAAUUUCUCAUAUCAUUUAUCUUACAUUAUACUUACAAGUGGAUUUUACACCAUGUUUGGAAAAGUUCAGUAAGAGCGAUUAAAGAAAUGUGUUAGACUGUGAUUCCCUGAGCAGAUGAGUUAAGAGCUCAUUCUUGCUCACUCCUCCAACUCCCCAUUGUACAGUCCUGUCCCUUGUCCUUAUUGUAGUAUGUACUGGAGAUAAUUAAAAACAACAACAAAAAAAAGAUGUGGGUGGAUUUAUCCCCCCCUACAAUUCAUCUUUUGUCAAGUGAAUUAGUUAAAUCACCUCAAAAGGUCCAAUGAGUGCAAACAGAUCAUGGGAGGGGGACUUUGCAAGUUAUCAAAAAGGAACUUGUAAACAAGGUCACCACAUUUCACAGAAUGAGCUUCGACACAACAUUCAUUUCUCAGUGUAGCUGCUUUCUGACUUUGGAAAUUGAGUUUCAGGAACAAAACCAUAUUUGCUACCUGCUAGCCGUGAUGAUUUCAAGCUCUUGUAAGGAUGGAAGCUAACUUAACUCACCCAAAGGAAGUUUCAGAAAGCAAUGACCCUAAAGGCAGUAAACAAUUUCCACCUUCCAGCUGUAGAUCCAAGGUAGCAUCUGUAGCAGUGGCAUUUGGAAGAGGAAUAUUUACCUGGAAAGUGCAUCUUCUCAGCAUUACUGAAAAAGUAAGAAAAUAGCUUUAUGGCAUUAUCUUGAUGAUUUUUCAGAAUGAAGGAAAAGAGCAGGACUCCAUGAUUAGACCAGGCAAGCUAAAAUUCUGUCUGCUGACUAUAGAUGCUAUUGGGAAAUUUAGUCUCCUGCAAGAAAAGAAAUCUCUGUGUGACAGAACUACCUACACACAUAUUGAUGAUUUGUCAGGAAUAGCUGACUUAUUGUUCAGCUUUUCAGCAGGAAACAUCAUCAAAGUCUCACUGAAACUGUUCUUUCCAUGUGGCACUGGAACAGCUAACAUAGCUCCUACAUCUGGAGUGAUUAACCUUCUUUUCCUGAGUCUGCAGUAAACUAUGUGUUCACAUUAAACUUCUAUUAAAAUUAAUUUUAAUUUUAUAAAUACAUAUGUGGAACUAAAACCUAUAUUUAAAUUUUAAUGAGAAUGUACCAUUCUGAAAUAAAGUCUUUACUUUGAUUAGGAACAAACCUCCAAAGAAUAUUUUUAUUAUCUUGUUGGACUAUAAUCUGUUCCUGAGAUGCCCAAUAUGGGAGGCAAAAAAAAAAGUCCUUCUUUUCACUUUAAAAAGUUACUUUUCCUUUGACUGUAACACUUUACAGGCUAAAUGAAGCAAGGCUGAUUUAGUUACAUGGUACAUUUGUGAACUAGUCAUGUAUUAUGUUUGUGAACCAACCUUAAUAUCCUAAAGUAAAAGGACUUAAGCCACUUAGUUUACAUUUCUAAAUGAACCUGGAGAGGAGUAAAAAGAAAAAAGAUACAAAACACCAUGUGUAGAGAAGCCAAGAAACUGCAAAAUCCCUGAGGUGCAUCUGCAUUAGGGUUUGGCAGAACCAAUCUCAGGAAGGGUAGUCAGCCAUGUAAUCAGUACUUCCAGUGGACAAACCUGCCCUUGUCCCGUUCAUUUAUAAGGAUUUAAUUUUACAGCUGAGUUACAUUGCUAGAACUAAGUUAAAGUGCUUACACAGGUAAGCAGUAUUUUUUUCUUUGUUAGACAUUUUAAAUGAUUUCUCUUAGUUGGCCCUUGAAAUUUCUUUUAAGAUUAAUUAUCAUCUCUCACUUUAUUAAGAACAACUUGAAAUAAAACCAGCCAUUUACCCGGGGAGAUGGAAAGACAAGAACUGCAAAAGUCCAGCCCCUUCACAAAGUAUUAAGUAUCUCAUUGACUUCAGGGUCAUGAUGCCAUUCAUUGACUGAACAUGGUAGUUUAGGAGUAAAUAAAAACCUGCAUUUACUGGCACUGAAGUAUCAAAAUUUGGAAAUGACAUGCUGAUCUUUCUCCACAGGAUCAAGGCAGGGCUGUUGUUCCCCUUCCUUACUAUUAAGUAGCUGCAGUGAAAACCAUGAAACUACUUGUAUGUGUGGGAGAAGUAUAAUCAGGUGAUUUUCAUUUACUCAGAGGAUUUUCAUUUACUGUUAGACUCAGGGAUAAUUGGCAACUUCUGCAUCAUCUGCUAAGCCUAAACACCCUUGGCUUUGAAACCAGAAGCACUCUUACUUUACAGUGCUGGUGUUCUUCCAGCUGCUAGAGAGAAAAGAGUAGUAUCAUGUCUGAUUGAUUGUGAAGAGAGGGCAGAGAUGUUCCCCUCAGGUCUGAGGGAUUGUUGUGGCUGACGAGCACUCCCCGUCCCUAGUGGACCCUGCUGGAGAGGCUGCUGUGCAAAGAGCUGGCUGCACCAGAUAUGCAAACACAAAAGGUUAAAUUGUUUGUCUUUUGUGCUAAUAUCCUACUGGGAACUGUCCCAUUAGCUCCUUCCAGGUAAUAACACUAAGGAGAGAUAUGAGGAAAUGCUCAAGUUUGGAUCUCUCAUGUUUUAGGGGAGGUGUAUGCCACAGCGGCCUUCCAAACUGAGCUAAUCCACAGGUGGCUUUUGGGAAAUGCAAGGAAUUUGCAACUGGAUAAAUAAUGCUCAGCAUUGAUCAAGAACUUAUCCUUCCCAGGUCAGAAAUCUACACAAUUUAUUUCAGAACUGUGACUUAACACAUACAGGUCUAUUCUCCAGGAAUACAGGGCUCUCCAUUUCUCCUGGGUCUCAAUGGCUUUGCUACUGAAUGUAUUUCAUGCUGUUUUUACCUGAAAAACAAAAAAUGGCUAGAGAAUUAGGAUAUUACUUUUUAUUAUUUUCUUAUUCAGUGGGACUUGCUUUUAUUUAACCUGUAAAGGAAUAUAUAUAUAUGUAUCUUUGAAGAACUAUAUCUUGCAUAUAGAAUAAUAUAUAAGAAACUGAAGAACAAGGGGAUAAAUACAUCAAAAGGAUUUGGUAUUAUAAAUUUCAUUUGUGAUUUGAUACCACCAGAAUCCUGGGCUGUACUAAUUUCCUUACAGUUUCUCUUAUUUUUGUAUUUUAUAUAAUACAUGGAUGGUACUACCAAUGCAAACCACAGCAGAUGUUCCCAGAUUUUUUUUCAGACCUCAAUUCCUAUCUUUCAGUAAUCCCUGGGUUUGGAAUUUUACUAUACCACCCUCAAAAGCUGUGCCAGGAACUCUCUCGAGCCUUGGAAACUCUUUCUUUCCCGUGGAAGAAGAUUCUUGGACUUCUUUGACCUGGGAAAAGAUGACAUAUGAAUGCAGAAAAGUGUCUAAUCAAGAAUAAUCCAUCUCCCUUUGUCUGUCUGCCAUUAUGGUAGAUUCACUCCAGCACACUGAAAAUAGAGCAGCUUCAAAUCUCUGACAAUUAAGUUUUCCAGAUUGAUCUGGGUGUGUCCCAAGCUCACAAAUUCUCAAGAGCUAGGAAAAAAGAGCAUCAGACUCUGUCUGUCAUCAGACAGAGGUCAGACUUCCAAGUGAGAACCAUUCAGUACUACCACUACUUGGGUAACGCAUCCAUGUAUUAUAUAAAGUAUGACAUGAAGACAUAAGUGUAAUGCUUGUUAUUAAAAGUGCAAUUCAAUGUACAUGGUCACAACAAAUGUUUACUUUUUUAAUUGUUACAGAAUUGUUCAUAUCAGUACCUUGUUACCAUUGUGUGAACAAUGCCUUGUAAAAUAAAUGGAAAUGGAAGACAACUUGGGAAUAAGAUGCUUAUUUUC
Molecule: messenger RNA, 10548 nt
Organism: Oenanthe melanoleuca
Lineage: Eukaryota; Metazoa; Chordata; Aves; Passeriformes; Muscicapidae
Gene: RABGAP1L
Product: RAB GTPase activating protein 1 like
Exons: 7
Coding region: 4115-4870 (251 amino acids)
Source: RefSeq, a predicted model, not a curated record